AUGUUUUACAGUAAUCAGAUUUUGACCAGCACGCAAUAUGGCGUUUCCACCAUCUGGCUCGUUGCCACCGUUGGCAAGUCCCACCAGAAACGCGUCAACAAGAGGACUAUCCAGGAUGUCGACGUCCCCCGGGCCUGCGACCAGAUUCUCGAUCCGGGCGCCCCUCUGGCCUUGCGCCUCCAGGGCAAUCUCUUAUACGGCGUCUCGCGAGUCUUUGCAGACCAAUGCGGCUACCUCCUCUCCGACACUGAAAAGACGCAAAAUGACAUGAUGACUUUUUUCCGCGCCAUCAAGGCGAGCCACCUCGAUCUGCCAGACACCAAGACCAAGCGCGUGAGCAUUACUCUCCAGGACGAUCCCAACUUUGACCCCAUGAGCCAGCUCCCGCCGCUUGAUCUCAGCAUCAUUGACGCCGACUGGCUCGCGAUACCCAGCCAGGGCUCCGCCACCAAGUUCUCGCAAAUGUCUCCUCUGCAGGCUUACACGAGCAGGCACGGCUCCGUGAACCGCCACACGUCCCACAUCAAUCUUGAGCUCCCACCGUCUUCCCACUCGCCUGGAAGCUACAGGCUACCGUCCCAUCUCGACCAGAGCAGCUCGCCCUAUGCCAAGCUCGGUCACUACGACGACGUGCCCGAGUUUGUCCCAACCAAUGAGGACGAGUUCGACGCCAUUGCAGGCAUCGGCCUGAACUUUGACGGCGACGGCAAUUUGAUCGAAGCUGUGGUAGACGAGCCGGAGCUUCCGCCCUUCUUCGGUGACACGCCCUCCAACAUCUCCAUGCCCGCCUCGGGCGCACAGCAGCAGCUCCCGCCGAUGGAGGACGCCUUCAUCGCAAUGGGCGAGGAGCAGGUGCUCCCCGAUGCGGAAGCGUUCCCAGCGCCGCCACUCGCCACGUCCAAUAAGAACAAGCAGCCCGCGCUGUCCGACGAGGGCGAUACAGUCACCACCACAGAAGUCGAGCAGGCAGCGGCGGCGCCGGCGAAACGCCGCAAGAUCACCCGGCACGUUUUCAUGGCCGACGAGGAUCCGUUCCUGCCGCGCGGAGAACAGAAAUACUGGAUGGAGCACUACGUCGACAUAAUGGCCACUGCCACCAGGCUCCGGGACGGCACCGCGCCCGCCCAAGCCAAGAGAAAUGCAAUCGCAUUUGUCCUGCACAACGGCGUCGCCAACGUGGGCCUCUCAUCCCGAAUGACCGGCGGCAUCGUCCAUCCUCUCGCCGCCCCAUUCAGCGGCUGGAACGUCCUCUCGCAGCUGCAACCCGACGUCUUCGGCCAGCCCGAGCCUCAGACACCGCGUCGCUCGCGCCGCCGCAAGUCCGCCGAGGCCUUUGACGACGAGGCAGCUAUGGAACAGGAGCAGCAGCGCAACGUUCGCCCCCGACACGACUUGGACGACCCUGCUGAAACUGGCCGCGGUCAGCAUGCUGAUGAGAUGCCGCCGCCGCCGCAGCCGCCCAUGCUACCCAGCCAAGACGACUCGUACUUUGAGAUGGGCAUGGACGCGCUCCCGGACAUGGCCGACCACCACUCUUCCUCCGCCAUGCCCUGGAGCCGUCAAGGCUCCGCGGCCCCCGGCUCCUCCGUCCGCGGCGGCGGCCCUCCCGGCAGCGCGCGCAAAGCCGCCGCUUCGAGCCCUCUGCUGCGCAAGAGGACCAACCUCAUCGCGGGCCUCGAUCGCCGCAGCGACCCCGUCGAGCCCCCGACGCCAUCCCAGCUGGUGGCGCUCCACAACCUGUCGGCCCUCGACUCUUCUGCCGUGGACGUGGAUCCCGUGCUCGACUUUGGCGACGCUGCCUAUGCCGGCCUGGACGCGGCCAGCCAGGAAUUUCUCGAUUACGCCUCCAAGCGCGCCGUCGUUCACGGAGACGUUGUUGCAGGGACGGGAAGCGACCGUCGUCGCUGGAUCGACUUUGAGUACAUUGCGAGCCCGCUCAAGCACGACGGCGCCACGGCGGCGCAUGCCUUUUUGCACGUGCUGGCGCUGGCCACGCGCGGUGUCGUCUCGGUUCGUCAGGACAACAAUGAGCAGGGCACGCAGCCGUUUGGUGCCAUUUACGUGGGUAUCAAUCUCUCCCGGGGCGGAGAAGAGUAA
Messenger RNA from Akanthomyces muscarius, 2097 nucleotides. RefSeq lists its product as uncharacterized. The coding region runs from base 1 to 2097 and encodes 698 amino acids. NCBI's taxonomy places the organism in Eukaryota, Fungi, Ascomycota, Sordariomycetes, Hypocreales, Cordycipitaceae. Gene Ontology annotation, molecular function: protein binding; chromatin binding. Gene Ontology annotation, biological process: synaptonemal complex assembly; replication-born double-strand break repair via sister chromatid exchange; mitotic sister chromatid cohesion. The record is from RefSeq and is a predicted model, not a curated record. Gene Ontology annotation, cellular component: cohesin complex; synaptonemal complex. The transcript is spliced from 4 exons.